UGAACUUUAUUAAUUUAAUUGAUUUAAUGUGCUUGUAAAAAGUAGUUACUUAUAUAAAAUGUUUAAAUGUUACAGUUUGAAGUUACGAUUAAAAAUAAAUUAAAUAAAUGACGCACUUUUUUUACAUUAACUAAGCAAUCAAUUUGCAGCACAAAUAUUCUUAAAUAACAUAAUGUAAAUAUAAAUAAGUGCUUUAUUUUUAAUGAAAAUGCCAAAAAAACUAGUCUUCUUAAUUAUAAUUGCUUUGAUAUCACUGUUAAUAUGGAUAUACCAUACUUCAAAUUUCGAUUAUAACAGUUCAGUUCUCGUCUUAAAACAAAACAAUUAUUUCCGAAGUACUCUUAUACAACCAUCUAAUACCUCCUGUAAUCGAAAUCCAUUUCUAGUGAUUAUUAUUACUUCAUAUGUAGGACAUGUUGAACUCCGAAGUGCCCACAGGCGAGCUAUGCCUCCAGAUUAUUUAGCAUCACUAAGAGUUACAAGAAUAUUUUUGCUAGCAAAAAUACCGACAAAUGAAAGAUAUAUAACACAAGAGGCCAUCAAUGAUGAAAAUAAUACAUAUGGUGAUAUACUCCAAGGUUCUUUCUUCGAAAACUACAGAAAUCUUACACAUAAACAUCUCAUGGGACUAGAGUGGGCCUCUAGUAUAUGCAAGAAUGCUUCAUUUAUAUUAAAAGUUGAUGAUGAUACAGUUUUCAACUUCAAUCGAACAUAUAACUUCCUUAAAAAACUACCAAAAGGAGAUAAAAAUUUAUUAAUGGGGUAUGUCUUAAACAACACUCUACCAAGAAGAAAUAAACAAAAUAAAUGGUAUGUCACAUUUGAAGAAUAUAACAGGAAUAUUUAUCCGCCAUAUUUGUCUGGCUGGUACUACAUUAUAAGCCCAAAAAUUGCAUCUGUAAUGUGUGAAGAAGCCAUGUACAAUACAUAUUUUUGGAUAGAUGACAUCUUUGUUACUGGGCUACUUUCUGAAUCUCUUGGGUUAAAAUUAAAGGAACUUCCUAAAAACUUCUGGUUGGAGUAUUAUGAACUACUUGAAUGUUGCCUUCGAGACAUGGUAACAAAAUCUAUGAAGUGUGACUAUGUCGUUGGCCCUAAUGGUGGAAGAAACAAUCUGAUUGUGGAAUUCAAUGAAGCUUACAAUAACUGUCAGGCGAGAAAUUGUACACAGAGACCGAAAGAUCAUGAUCUGAAAACUGAUUGUAUUGUGGGUAAAGAGAGAGCAAUUUUUAGUGACGGACAAGCAGAAGUACACCAUAUUAACUUGUAGAUACACAGAAAUUUUAUGAUAACAUUUUUAAAAUAGAAUAAAAAAUAACGAAUGAGAAAAUUCUACUCCUCUUACAGAGCCAUAUAUAGUGGUCUUAAUUAAUGGCUUAGUAGAAUCAUAAUUAACCAGAGAUAUGCUUUUUACAAACAUUUAGCUAUCUAAAUUCAAUUUAAUAAUCAAGUCUCUAUUUUUCCAAGUAUUCAAAAGAACAACUUAUCAGGUUUUAAAUAAUAUCUACUAUAUGUAAAUUUUUGCAUUUUUAUCUUAUUUAGAAAUUAUAAUCAAUUUUACAGUAAGUAUAGAAAAAAAAAAUAUUGUUUAGUAUGUACUUGUUAUAUUAUCUCAAUUAGUGUAACAUUAGUUUCAACUUUUAAAAUAAGACAACUAUAAUAGUUUAAAAUAGGUAGAAAUUUGAUGCUUUGAAUAUUUAAUAAUUUCUGGGAUUACCCAAACAUAGUUAUAGUAACCUCAGGUCCAUGGACUGUCUUCAAAGUUUAUUUUUACUCUAUUGUCAUAAGCAUUCCAGAAUUUAAUUCUUAGCUUUAAAGGUUGUAUUAGUUUAAUAGUUGAUACAAUUAAUUAAAAAAGGUUACUUGUAGAAUAGAAAAAUAAUAUAUUUUAAUUCAAUUUUACUAAUAUAUUUCAGAUUUUGAACUAGAGUAAUUGUAUAAUAUGGCA
This is a messenger RNA of Vanessa atalanta (red admiral), 1948 nucleotides long. Its product is annotated as beta-1,3-galactosyltransferase 5-like. Gene Ontology annotation, cellular component: membrane. NCBI's taxonomy places the organism in Eukaryota, Metazoa, Arthropoda, Insecta, Lepidoptera, Nymphalidae. The transcript is spliced from 3 exons. Gene Ontology annotation, molecular function: hexosyltransferase activity. The record is from RefSeq and is a predicted model, not a curated record. The coding region runs from base 203 to 1270 and encodes 355 amino acids.